AUCACCGACACAUGACUCUUUCUAAGGAGGAAGCAGCAUCGGAGAAGUCGGAGUCGGCCUGACACAGACAUAGAGUCGUUUUAUCCCUGCGAUAACGCCGAAUUUACCAACAAGAAGAGACUCUGGUCUGUGUUUAAAAUGUUUCUGAUCGCUGUUUUGGUCCUCCUGGGGGCUCAACUGACGGUUAAUGGCGAGACCCAUUCCCUCACUUACAUCUACACGGCCCUCUCCAAACCUGUCAGUUACGCGGGCAUCCAUGAAUUCACCGCCAUGGGCCUGCUCGACGACAGGAUGAUCGACUACUACGACAGCGAGCACCGGGAAAAAGUUCCCAAACAAAGCUGGAUGAAGGAGCGACUGCAGAAGGAUUACUGGGACAAAGGAACUCAGUCCCGCCGCAGCAAGCAGCAGUGGUUCAAGGUGAACAUCGACAUCUUGAUGAAGCGAAUGAGGCAGAAUGACACAGACAUCCAUGUUCUCCAGUGGAUGCACGGCUGUGUGGGCGACGUGCAGGAAGACGGCUCGAUCAAAUUUACCCGUGGCAUGGACAGGUACAACUACGAUGGAAGUGACUUCCUCUCGUUCGAUGAUGGAAACGGCGUCUGGGUGGCCUCGAUUGAGCCUGCGGUCCCAACCAAGAGGAAGUGGGAUGGUGUCAUGGUGCUGAAGGAGUACACCAAGGGAUACCUGGAGAAUGAGUGCAUUAAGUGGCUGAAGGAAUUUUUGGAUUAUGGGCAAAAGCAUCUGAAGAAAGUCUCUAAACCUAAGGUCUUCUUGUAUACAACAAAAUCCAAAGUGGAGUCCAUUGUGGUUCUGAAUUGCCUGGCCACCGGCUUCUACCCAAAAGACAUCAUCAUGGAGAUCAAACAGAACGGCCGUGUCUUGAGUAGACUGGAUGGACUGGAGACCUCUGGCGUUCGUCCAAAUGAGGACGACACCUAUCAGAGGAGAGACCAUGUGGAGAUUUUGAAGUCUGAUGUGUCGACGUACACUUGUCGGAUCAUUCAUAAAGCAUCUGAAGUAGACAUUGAGAAGGAUUGGAAAGCUGGAGGUUCUAACACGGGUCUGAUUGCUGGAGUGAUUGCAGCUGUGGUUCUUGUUGGUGGAGUAGCGGUGCUGCUGGUACGUCUUGUGGAAAAACGGCUAUAUCAGAGGAGCCAAAGAUGAAGCCAAACCUGAAGCCAAGUACCUCAAUGGUACACCUCCUGUGACUGUCAGCGGUUUGCAAAGCACUGUGGUUCCCAUGCUUUCCUGCCAAUGGUAAGUAUUUUCCUCUGCAAACAUAAAUACACAUAGAGAAACAUGCAGAUUGUGGCAGAUGGCUUUAAAUAAUUCUGUGUGCAUGUCAGUAGGCAAUCCGACUAACUGCUCGUACACCUCGCUCAACCAUAAGUGCUUUCCUCUGUAAAGACAUAAACACUGCUACCAGAACAGUUUAUAGCAGAUGAUAGAGCUGCAGCACUCUGAUCUGCUGGUUAUUGAAACAAGCAUGCGGCUAUUUGGAUCAUGAAUCGCACAAUUACUAAACAACUCUUACUUGACUGUCAGCUUUAAGGUUUUGCUUUGGGUUGUUUUCAGCAUGUGCUAUCCAGUUAUAUAGAUGUUCUCCUUCUUACAUUUUCACAUUGUUAUGCCGUCUUUCGCAGUAGGCUGCAUCAACACUAGAAAGUUGUUUGACUGUGUUCAAUGUAUCUUCCAGUUUUCAGUUUGCUCCUCUGUAGUGUUUUUUAGCCACACUGCAUUUGUUUUUUUAAUCCAGUAUUUUGUAUUUUCCUCUCCUCACUGUUGGUCAGAGCAGUCAGUCAGGGACACAGUUUUUUUUGUGUUUAAAGGAUUUAGUCCACAUCUUUCUUUUUUUUUUUUAAUAAAAGACAUAGUGAUUGUGAAGGACAGCACACACAUGCAGUCAGGUAGAAACUUUGUAGAUGCGUUGUGAAAACAGACAAGCAAUGAUGCCACCAACUAAUCAGUAAUUUCAUUUGUUAGCAACGAAUUUUGCCAAAGAUUUUCGACCACUAUGUUGAUUAUUCAUUGGAACCCUGCAGUUCAAGCCUAAUAUUUGCUCUGUGUGUGUCUUUGUGUGUGUAAAGAAGAUGAUGGCCGAGGCUCUUCCUCCUCUGGUAGCAGCGAUGACGGGAAGAAAGCAAUGGUGAGCAAUUUGUUUUUGUAAAUAUGUUGCACUGAGCUGCAUUUCAUAGUUUAGCUUUGUGUAGGGGUGCAUGAAUAAAAUUUUUUUUUUUAAUUAAAGUUAGAGAUAGCCUGUAUGUGUAUUGGGGAUCAAACUAUUAUCAGACCGGCUGAUGUCUCUGGUGUGUCUCUUCAGCAGAGACAAAACCGGCAAAAAAAAAAAACUGAACAAGAAACUUGAGCCGUUGCCACAAACUGAAAUUUGGCUACUUUCACAGUGGCUAAAGCUAUGCUAACAGCUAGUGGCUAAGUUAGCAGGCAUCCAUGCCUUAGACUAAAACAGUGUCUGGAACAAACAAUUAGUAGUGUUUUAAGAUAUGGACCAAAGUGGGGAAUUAAACCGGGGUUUCUGCAGGGCAAUAAAAAGCAUUAGCAGUCAUUAAAUUAAUUGUGUGAAAAUUAAGGUGUGAAAAUUAAGGCCUUAAAUGGCAUUAGAAAUCAUUCAGUUUGAUUUUCAGUGGCACUAAAAAUUCUUUCUGCAGUUUUCAAGAAAAAUAUCAGAUAAUAUAUGUAAUUAUAGACUGCGAUUGAUCAGAUAUGUGCACCCGUGUAAACAUGCUGAAGAUUUGCGAUGAUUGUUCCACCCAGUCGGGUACAAUCACCAAAAACUGCAUCUUGGGAAAGUGUCCGGCAGGCUGGACCAGGUGGAGGAGAGCUGGGAAAUGGGGAAAUGCAAAUUCCAGCAAAAAUGACUGGAAAACGUGGAAUUCAGAGAAUACCUACAGCCUGUGGGUGGUCAGGGUGGUUUCCGGAUUCAGAAAUAGUGAAAUGUAGGGACAGUUUUCAUAUAAAAAUCAUCUUUUACAAAAAAGCAAACCGUGUAAGUUGUUGAGUUCACGGUCAUAGUAUUAAAAUUUUACAGUAUAGCAUUAAAAUGUCGUUAAAUCUGACUGGCUGAUUUCUGCAGAAACCCUGUAAAGUGACAGAAUAUUGAAAGAUUAAAACAGAGAAGAGCAGCAACUGCAAGAGACAAACUGACUGAUGAGAGGAGAGCGUGUGAACAUCCUGGGAUGCAUCAGUCUUAAUGCUAGCAUACAUGUGCAGUAAUAGUCCUCCCUGUUACUGUUGAAGCUUAGUUAUAAAUGACAGCUUCAAUGCUAUUACAUGCUUUAUAAACAUAAUCAGUUCCAAAUAUUGGUUAUCAGUCAUUUUUGAGAACAAAAAUCAAUCAGCAUCGUUCUUGAAAAAACACGUCUGUUAACCUCUGGUGUAUAUUGUACGUUUUAUAAGCACAUGCUGUACCUGAAUACAUUUUCUUUCAUCCACAGGCUCUAUGCACGGCAGUGACUCUGGUGUCUCUUCAAGUGGCCGGACAAGCCAGACUCCUGAGACAGCGAGUCUCCUGAAUAACCCAUCACAAGGCUGAAGAUUCUGCAAGCACCAGCAUGUCCAUCAGAGUAACAAAAAGACUCACAGGAACCAGAUUUACCAAUUCAACAAAUAUUUCAAUCACUGGGUAACUGAUAAAACCUAAAAGGGAAGUUUAAAAAGUCCAACGUCUUGCGAAACUGAUGGAUCAGCUGGAAAAUGUGGUUCUAUUGAGCUGCUGAAAAGUUUUUUUUUUUAAAGAAAAACAAAGGAAAUGACGUUUCCAUUCCUGUUAAAGCUGAACCUCAAAGUUAUAGUGUGAUUUAGAUCAUUGGACAGGUGAGUUUCUUCACAGGAAAGAGGUUCAAUGGGAAUUCAGAAGUUCAAAACUUAAAUCUGAAAAUAAGUGGUAACUGUGAGCCAGACCCUUAAAACCAGGUCUGCAAAAGAAUAGAGGAGAAAGAUGGAAACAACCUUUAGGUAAAGUUGUUUAUACCUAAUUUGAUACCAAAUUAGACUAAAACCAUCAGGUUGAUUGUUUUGUUUGUCAACAGAAACUUUGUAAUAAGUGAAUUGUGAAUGUAUAAAAGAAUGGGACAAUUUAGUUCUUCACAGAACCUUAAAAAUGUGCAAAAAAAUACAAAGGAACACAAAGAAGAGGGACUGACAGCAAAGAAAUAAAGUUUUAAGUGCAAUUUUUCUGAAUCCGUACAAAUUCUGGAUCAGUGAAACAGUUGGAAAGAAGUUUUUACAAAUGUGGCAUGGUGUCCCUGCAACCACUUUGAGUACACUGGUAUCAUUUUAAUAGGAUGAAAAUGAUUUUUUUCAUUUUAAAAAAAGCACGUAGAAAGAUUUCGGUCUGAUUUAAAAAGAUGUAGAAAAAAUUUACUGCUGUUAUGCCUUUAAUACUCUGCUGUGUAGUUUUAUUUUUUCAGCUUUUUAAGUCAGUUAUUGCAGAAAUGUCAGUACAAUUAAUGCUAUAUAAUAUACACACUUUUUGAUUUUUUUUUUGUUUGCAACCUAUAGACAUUAUGCCUUUUAAAGUCAUUGUUCAUCACUAAACAUAUGAUUGCUUUGUGCCAAUGUUAUCUUGAUUUUAUGUUUUUACUCCUGUGUUUUUGAGCUUUUUAUCAGUUCUUCAGAUGAAUUGAUCGACGUGAUGAAAUUUACUGUUAAAAUAACGUGAAGAACAAUCACAUUAUAAAGUGCGCUCCUCAGGAUGAAUGAGUUUGUGUGACCGUAUUGAAUUUAUCAGAAAUAUUUCGGGGACUGUGAAAAUUCUGGGUGACUUUGAGGAUAUGAUGAGAUAGUGCUGACAUUUAUUCAUUAUUUGCAGCUUCUGCCUUUAAAUGUAAUUAAUUCCUACUGUUGGGUGACAUAGGUGUAGAGCCCUAGUAUUUUGUUAUGGUGUCAGAAGUUUUGUUUAUGCAUAUUUAUGGUUUUCACGGUGGGGGGAAGGGGGGGCUGAAGCACCUGCCCCUUUGGCUAUUGAUGCCCAAAAAUGCCCUUUUGUCAAAGUUGCUUUUUAAAUUUUAUUUUAAUUUUUUUUUCAUAUAUAUGUGUGUGUGAAAGUAUUUGAGGCCCAAACUAAUAAAUAAAGCAAAAAUAAAAUUAAUAGUAAUUCAGAAGAGA
Molecule: messenger RNA, 5127 nt
Organism: Acanthochromis polyacanthus (spiny chromis)
Lineage: Eukaryota; Metazoa; Chordata; Actinopteri; Pomacentridae
Product: major histocompatibility complex class I-related gene protein-like
Exons: 10
Coding region: 139-1167 (342 amino acids)
Biological process (GO): immune response
Cellular component (GO): external side of plasma membrane
Source: RefSeq, a predicted model, not a curated record